ACGAGGAUCACUUUUAAUCUCUCCCACAGAUUUUGGCCAAAUCAGAAUCAUGGUUAAAGCAAAAAAAUACAAUGUCGACAAUCGGGCCGGCAAAAAACGCAUAGUUUGCCGUGUUUGCCUUAAGGACCACCCUCUGCGAUUCUGUCGUAAGUUUUUGGAUAUGGAUUAUGCGGAACGAAUGAAAAUUAUUUCGAUAUAUCAGCAUUGCGCUGGAUGCCUAGCACAUGAUCAUACAUGGCGCACAUGUGAAAGUACUGGCAAGUGUCGCAAAUGUGGCGAUAUGCAUCACACGCUUCUACACAAACCUGGACCUCGUUCGUCCACUGUGAUGGCGUAUCAUGAUGGUGCUAGGCAAGGACCACAACCUUCGUCCAAGACCCCGUCGAAGAAGGGACCUCGUCCGUCCCAAUCUUCACAUCAGCAUGAUGGACCUAGUUCGUCCAGACGUGCAACCAAUAGGGGACCUAGUUCGUCCCGCGGUAAUCGGCACAAGAGACCUAGUUCGUCUCAACAUGCCCCCAAGGACAAACCUUCGAAGGAGGUAGUACCUUUCGAUGAACGGAGGCGUAAGCCGUACAAAGGUAAAAAUGAGAUGUCAACAGAGGUAAUUCCGGCAUACUGCCUACGAGAGACCAUACUGCUGAAAGCGACCGCUGUAAUAAAGAUAGUUUGUGGGGAUCGCUACAUACAUGAACGAGCCGUAAUUGACCCAAGCAUUGAGAGUUCUAUUGUAGCUGAGUCUUUGGUAAGUCGAAUGGGUCAAAGGGUGGUCCGAGUCGGAAACAAGACAAGAUGUCUUCUUCAAAUUCGAGGCAAUCACGGGAUGUCGGCAACAGUCGAAACAUAUGCUGAAGUGCGUCGUAAUCACACAGUUGUGACUCCAAAGAAGUCCAUUGAUGUACGAAUUGUUGAUGAGUUUCCUGGUUUGCAAUUGGCAGACGAGCAUUUUUAUACCUCAGCACCUGUGAGUAUCACGUUGGGAGGAGAUUUGUACCCAAAAAUAAUGCGGAAUGGGGUCUUUGGUGGUGCACUGGGAAAACCUCUGGCACAAUUCACAAUUUUUGGAUAUGUGAUAUCAGGUUCUUACACUCCCUAGUUUCCUCCUACUUCAAUUGGAUUUUUUUCUCACUUCGGAACUUGGUGAUUUGUUGGAUUUUGAAUUUUGAUUUUUUUUUUCACAUGAAUGAAUUUUGAAAAUGCUGUUUUUUGUGUAAUAUAGUUGAAUUGCCUCAUGAAUUAAAUAUGAAAUCAAUGUGCUUUUUCUAGUUGGCACUGAUGUGAACAACGCA
Stomoxys calcitrans (stable fly) is the source of this 1289-nucleotide messenger RNA. RefSeq lists its product as uncharacterized. Bases 50 to 1096 code for a protein of 348 amino acids. The transcript has 3 exons. The record is from RefSeq and is a predicted model, not a curated record. NCBI's taxonomy places the organism in Eukaryota, Metazoa, Arthropoda, Insecta, Diptera, Muscidae.